UCUCCGCAUAUGAUUUGCAUUCCCUUUCACUUCAAAGUUUCUAAACCAAAUUUUAUUACAUGAGAACAAAAAUUUUCAAUAAAUUUUUCAAUGGAUAAGGAUGACAAAUAUCUGGUGCGUUGCCUAAAAUGUAGAAAAGUCUUGGAAUGUUCCCGUUACAAUGUAUCGCCAUUACUGCAACACAUACGCAGUGAUCAUCCGGAAGUGGAAAUCAUAGAUGACGAAACAAAUGAAACAAAAAGGAAUUGCGAUGAAUCAUGGAUGGCAAAAAAUGUAAGCAAGGCAACUUCCACAAACGACAGGCUAAUACAAACCGAAACCAAAGAUACACAAAUCGAAGAUGAUAAUAAAUCUGAAGUAGAAGAGAGUCAACCACAAACAACAUCAACUGACAACAACAAUGAAAUAGAGAAGCAAUUAUUCUCUUCAUAUAUGCCAGAAGAAGAUUUGAUACAACUCUCUGAUAAUACAAAUCAUUUUAAAACCUUUCAGGAUAUAAAGGAUAGCGAAUUAUCUUCUAGCAAUACACAUGCCCAAAUUAUUUAUACCCAUCGUUGCAAAAUUAGAACUCCUUCCGCUGCCACUUCCUCAUUAACCCCUUUUCCCAAAACUCCCCGUAAGCGCCAUUUCUAUAGAAUCUCCAUACAAAAAUGGCAGCCAGCCAGUGGCAGCAUAUAUUGUCCCAAAUGUGGUUGUCAUAAGAAGCCUUUAAUCGAGACCAGAAUUGAGCGUUUUACCCAAAAUGAAUGGUGUGCGAAAUGUCUAUUCAAUUGUUGGCCACUUUGUUUUAUGCCCUGGCUGUUACGAGGCCAUGAAGUACAGCAAUUGCAUUGUUCCAAAUGCAAAGCUUUUUUAGGCAUUUAUAAUCCAAAAUCCAAUUGUCUGAGACCAAAUGGAGAAUUUAUGUCACCUAAUGCGGAGCAUCAGGUGCGAUUGCAAUCAGAUGGCAGAGAGUUGCAUCCUGAUAUGGUGGCCCGUUUGGAAGGUUUUAAGAGAUAUGGACGCUUGGCUGGCAUUGAUUUGGAAGAAAUUUUAACGGAUAGUAGCCGAAGCAACAACAGGAGUAAAACUUUUAUGGAUGAUUCUUCAGCAACUGAAGAAAUGUUUGCUGCUAGUAAAAAAUUAAAUUCUGAAAAUGUGAAAUCUUUUCGUGAUUUUUCGAACCUCUUCCAGCUGGAAAUCAUAUUCAAUCUCUUCUAUUCAAAGAAUGGCAUAGCAAUAUAUUUAUAA
This is a messenger RNA of Stomoxys calcitrans (stable fly), 1230 nucleotides long. RefSeq lists its product as uncharacterized. The record is from RefSeq and is a predicted model, not a curated record. Lineage: Eukaryota; Metazoa; Arthropoda; Insecta; Diptera; Muscidae. Bases 91 to 1230 code for a protein of 379 amino acids. The transcript is spliced from 4 exons.